GUUCUGAAUCUUGAUUUAAUUUGAUCGAAGCACAUAUGAAGUAAUGUAACCUAUAUGCAAACAAAUUCAGCGAUAUGAAGAAAAGUUAAAAUACAUUUAUUUACUUGUAAAUUUUGUUUUAUAAAAUAGUUGAAGUAAAGAUUAUUUAUUUCUCUACCUAAAAUCAUUCAGCGAUUCGUAUAACUGUCAACUAAUAAAAAUAUAUCUUCAAAAAAAUGAUGCAAGCAUCCAGGAACUUGGGACGCAUUUUACUCUCGACAUGGCAAUCCGUGUCUGUAACGCCAGUGGCUGGUGUAAAGGUCUUUCCUCCGCCAAUAAAGUUUGGCAAAAUUGAAUAUCCGGAGCGAUCGAGACUCAAAAUAAUGGAGAGGGUUCCACAGUUUCCAGCUGGAAUGCGCCCGCCCAAGAUGCAAAAGCGACUAAGGUACAUGCGGGGCCCGGAAGGGGUGCACAAUUUCCUCAUGUACCGGCAAUUCGGCAUCAUUGCUACAGGAGGAGGUAGAUUGAAAUACGGUCACUUUGAGAUGAUACGUUUGACAAUUGGUAGAAAACUCGAUCGAGAAAGGAUGUUUGCGAUUUGGCGUGUGGAUCCGCCAUGGCAACCGGUUACAAAAAAGGGUCAGGGACAUCGUAUGGGUGGAGGUAAAGGUCCUAUCGAUCACUAUGUCACUCCCAUUAAAGCAGGACGAGUCAUUGUAGAAAUCGGUGGCCAUUGCGAAUUUUUUGAGGUAGAGAAAGUAUUAACGCAAGUAGCAAAUCAACUGCCAUUCAAAGCCAUAGCCGUUAGUCAAGAGAUAUUGGAUAAAAAGGAAGCUGAAGAGAAAUGGUUGGAAGAAAAUAAUCAGCAUCUUUGGACUUGGAAAUAUAUGGUUCAGAAUAAUAUGCUCGGUUGCCAAAAAUGGAUAAGUCCGGUUGACAAAUUGUGGUUUAACAAAUAUUUGUAAAUAAUGAAUAUAUAUCUAACAGAGUA
Molecule: messenger RNA, 970 nt
Organism: Wasmannia auropunctata (little fire ant)
Lineage: Eukaryota; Metazoa; Arthropoda; Insecta; Hymenoptera; Formicidae
Gene: mRpL16
Product: 39S ribosomal protein L16, mitochondrial
Exons: 6
Coding region: 216-944 (242 amino acids)
Biological process (GO): mitochondrial translation
Cellular component (GO): ribosome; mitochondrial large ribosomal subunit
Molecular function (GO): rRNA binding; structural constituent of ribosome
Source: RefSeq, a predicted model, not a curated record